Thamnophis sirtalis is the source of this 1367-nucleotide messenger RNA. The record is from RefSeq and is a predicted model, not a curated record. Lineage: Eukaryota; Metazoa; Chordata; Lepidosauria; Squamata; Natricidae.
AUAUUGCUGCCAGAAGUGAAGGAGGCAGAAAGUGCAGCUGUUGCUGCUUUUCAGAAUCUUUUACUAAGAUGCCCUUUCAAAACAGUUCUUCUUGGACAAGGAAACAGAAAAUGAUUUUGACAGGGGCGAUAGUGUUGUUUUUGGGCACCCUGACUGUUUUUGUGAUUAUUGGACUGCUCAGGUUUGGAAAGAAGAAGACUCCCGCUGCAGAAGAACAGCAGUGGAAAGGCAAAGGGACCACUGAACACCUGAUGGAAAUUGUCCUAGGAAGAUGUUACAACUUCAUCAAUACAAUAAAUUCUGAACUCAGAAAUAAAGAUUGUCUCAGAGUAUGGAAACUAUUUGAACAGGCCUUUCUGUACAAGGACCCAUGCAAUGUGACCAUAGAAGAUUACCAGCCUUUAAUGGACCUAGCAAGAUAUCCCAUACCAUGCAACAAGUCCUUAUUUUGGAGCAAAACAAAUGACCUGGCACAUCAUUACACGAAAACAAAUCAUGAUUUCCUCACCUUAGAAGAUACUUUGCUAGGCUACAUAGCAGAUGGAAUUACCUGGUGUGGAAAUCCCUCUGAUUCAGGAGUCAAUUAUGAAUCUUGUCCAAAACGGACUGAGUGUGAAAAUAAUCCCAGUUCAGUAUAUUGGAAAUUGGCCUCUAAAAUGUUUGCAGAAGCAUCCUGUGGAACAGUCCAAGUGAUGCUCAAUGGGUCAGCAGAGACUGGAGCAUUUAGAAAAAGCAGCAUUUUUGGCAGUGUUGAAAUUGUUAACUUAAACCCAGAGAAAGUUUCCAAGAUGCAGAUUUGGCUAAUGCAUGAUAUUGACGGACCUCAGAGGGAGUCUUGCACAGGGCCUUCCAUUGCACAAUUGAGAGAGAUCUUGGAAAACCGAAAUAUAAGUGUCUCCUGCGAAGACAAUUACAGGCCGGCACAGUUACUUCAGUGUACUAGAAACCCCAACCACAAGGCCUGCACAAUUUGUUCCUGAAAUCAUGGUAUUGUUGUUAACCAAAUAUUAUUAUUAAUGAAAUGCAGUAUAGCAUAUAAUUUAUAAAGAAGAAACUAUAGAAGUAGAAGAUGGUAAUAAGCAAAAUCUUAGCUAAUCUUUUGUUGCAUUUGUACAGGGAUAUUGCAUAAGCUGUUUGCAUUUGCAAAAUAAGAAUGAAAUAAUUAGAAGUGAUUUAUAUCUUUCCAAAAAUAAUGAAAACAUUCUUAUUAGAGGCCACUUCAAAAUGUGAGGGUUAUGUCUAUCAGAGAUCAGAGCCAUCCCAAGUCUUCCAUUUGAUAAUAUGAAUCUUCAGACCUAGAAUUAAGGAAAAUUUUCCUGACAGUGAGAACCAGUGGAAUGGAUUACCUUUAGAAGUUGUGGGUGCUC